AAAUCCAUCAGGAUGAACGGUCACAUCUAUGUAUAUAUACUGCGCAUUGCUUUAGCCUGCUCGUGAUUCAGAAGCAAGGCAGUAUACUGUGCUGUAGAAAUUUAUUGAGAGGGAGAUAAAGCUACACAAGCGCAUCGGUAUCGAUCAAGCAGAGAAGCAUGAUGGAGAAGACCAUGACGACGGCCGUGAAAGGGAGCACGUCGGCGGCCACCGUCGACGUUGAUGUGGAGGCUCUUUCCUGCCCAAGAUGCCUUCAGCUCCUCGUACCUCCAGUUCUGCAGUGUGCAGCUGGUCACCUGAUCUGCUCCUCCUGCCACGACGACCUCCCGGACAAGAACAAGUGUGUAUCCUGCUUCACCAAGUGCUUCUUCACCACAAGCUACGGCCGCUGCCACGCCGUCGAGGCUAUACUUCGAUCCGUUCGCGUCGCCUGCCCCAACACCAUCCACGGAUGCACUGCGGGGAAGAUGCUCUACCACGAGAAAGCCGAGCACGAGAAGACAUGCCGCCCCAACAUAGCCGACUCCGCCGGCGGCCUCCCAAGAUCAGUUGUGAAGAUGGGUCCUUGCGGUGGCGACGGCAACGCCUGGGAGAUGGACUUGCAAGGGAUUGACCGUAUCAUUAAGGUGGUUGUCUGGACCCGCGCCGUCAAGGUCGACGUCGUAUGGGUAAUGUAUGAGCGAGAUGGCCAAGAGCAUACUGAAAAAUGGGGUUAUGCUGGGCAUGAGGCCGAGCUAUCAGAGAUCUGUCUGGAGUCCGACGAGUACCUCACUGGCGUCAAAGGGCACGUAGGCAAAUACUACGGCACGGACGUGGUUAGUUCCAUCACCUUCGUCAGCAACCGCCGCACCUAUGGCCCGUUUGGGUAUACGCAAGGCAAGCCGUUCGAGCUCCUAGCUGCAGCAGGAGGUAGAAUCGUCGGCUUCCACGGACGAUCCAAAGAAUACCUCGUCGCUCUAGGCACGUACGUUAAGAUGGACGUCUAGUCGUUUUUCUUGCCAUCUAUCGUUCCUGCUGCGUGAACAAGAUAUACGUCCUUGGUGACUGAACAUUGUACGCACUGUUGUUAACGUGGACAGUCUAUUUUGUAUCGUGAUUGAUGUAUGUUGCCACACAUGUGGCUCAAUUUGAUCAUCUAGUUAAUAUUCGCGAAGUAACCGUACGCAUGUUUGGUGUAGCACUGACCGUUAAUUUGAAAAGAAUGAACUGUGCUAUGAAAUGUUA
Lolium perenne is the source of this 1224-nucleotide messenger RNA. RefSeq names its product jacalin-related lectin 3-like. Gene Ontology annotation, molecular function: carbohydrate binding. The record is from RefSeq and is a predicted model, not a curated record. Lineage: Eukaryota; Viridiplantae; Streptophyta; Magnoliopsida; Poales; Poaceae.